Messenger RNA from Aspergillus nomiae NRRL 13137, 1716 nucleotides. Its product is annotated as putative tetracycline-efflux transporter. Gene Ontology annotation, cellular component: membrane. Bases 1 to 1716 code for a protein of 571 amino acids. The record is from RefSeq and is a predicted model, not a curated record. Gene Ontology annotation, molecular function: transmembrane transporter activity. Gene Ontology annotation, biological process: transmembrane transport. Lineage: Eukaryota; Fungi; Ascomycota; Eurotiomycetes; Eurotiales; Aspergillaceae. The transcript has 3 exons.
AUGGCCAGUCAAACAAACUCUUCCGUCCAUACGGAUGUUGGCGGGCAAUUGCGAAGCAGGCCAGUCGUACCUGGGCAGAAUAACCCGCGAAACACUGGUGAAGAUGGCCCAAAAGACUCGGCGCAAUUGCACGUCCAUGAGCAGACGCCCCUCCUUCAACGGACGAGCGAAGAAAGUGAGGAUGAAGGCUUAGACUCAUCUACCAGAAUUCGACGGCGCUUUGGCGGUGCUGCGGUUCCCAAGAUUAACCUGAUGGUCUCUCUCACCUGUAGAGACUAUCUGGCCAAAAGAGCCUCUAGCGAUCCUGGAUUCACGUACUUGCCUGUCCUUCUUGGACAGGACAACUCCCAGUGCCAAAUACCGGAAGUUCAGUCCCUCGUUGCCCGCUUUCAAUUGUAUUACAAUCUGGUAGUAGGUCUGCUGUCGGCACUGAUCAGCCCUCAAUUGGGCCAUUUAUCGGACCGCUAUGGAAGAACGUCUAUGAUUGCUGUGAGUGCAAUGGGAACGGUACUAGCAGAGAUAAUUACCGUCAUUGUGGCAGCAAAUGCAGAGCGAGUAUCGAUAUAUCUACUGCUUCUGGGCGCUACAUUUGACGGCUUAGGAGGCUCAUUCACUGCUAUGCUAGCUCUGAGCACUUCGUACGCCUCUGAUUGUACCAUUUCGGGGAAACGCAGUGUAGCUUUUGGGUACUUGCAUGGCGCCAUCUUCACUGGAGUUGCAGCUGGGCCGUUCCUUGUGGCCAUACUCAUGAAGAAGACACACGAUAUAAUGAGUGUGUUCUGUUCCGCGCUGGCUCUUCAUGUGCUUUUCUUCUUUGUGGUCUUGCUCGUCAUCCCGGAGUCGCUGUCUAAGGAGCAAAAACAGAGUGCUCAAGAAAAACAUCAGGUGAAGCUCGCCAAUCAAGAAGAUAUACGCUGGUUGUCAAUGAGAUUUUGGAACCCGAAGAAAAUCAUCGCGCCUCUAGCCGUCUUAUUUCCACCAGCUGGGCGACCUAGCACUCUAUUCCCUAAUCGCGGGGGCGCCAGUCCAGCAUUGCGAAGAAACAUCAUCCUGCUCUCUGUGAUCGAUACGCUUCACCUCGGCAUGGCCCUAGGCACGUCACAGAUUAUCAUUAUCUAUGCGGGAUAUAUGUUCGGCUGGGGAAAUGUUGAAUCAAGCUUAUUCGUGUCCAUCAUCAGUUCCGUUCGCGUCCUCAACUUCUUCAUUGUGCUCCCCAUGAUUACGCGGAUCUUCCGUGAGGAACCAAGGGAGGACCUGGUUAUUUCUGGUUCCGGUGUGGUUGAUGUCGUCCUUAUUCGCGUCUCGAUUCUGCUGGAUACGAUUGGGUUCGUAGGAUAUGCACUGGCAAAUCACGGCUCGCUUUUGCUCUUGUCGGGAGUCGUCACAUCAUUAGGGGGCAUGGCCGCGCCGGUGUUGCAGUCGUCUCUUACUAAACACGUGCCCCGCGAUCGCAUAGGACAGAUACUCGGUGCUAAAGGCCUUCUACAUGCUAUUGCUCGAGUAAUAGCGCCUUCCAUCUGCAGUUUCAUAUACAGUGUGACGGUGGGUAAAUUCUCACAGGCAGUAUUUGUAUGCCUGUCACUUGUCUUUGGGAUUGCAUUUUGUUGCACCUUGUAUAUCAAAGCGCAUGUCCGACUUGAUUUCGACGAUCCAAGAAAUCAUAACAUCGAUCCCAAUGACUACAGAGAAGCGGUUGAGGAUGAACUCUUACCUUAA